Messenger RNA from Ipomoea nil (Japanese morning glory), 807 nucleotides. Its product is annotated as DNA repair RAD52-like protein 1, mitochondrial. The coding region runs from base 115 to 684 and encodes 189 amino acids. Lineage: Eukaryota; Viridiplantae; Streptophyta; Magnoliopsida; Solanales; Convolvulaceae. The transcript has 4 exons. Gene Ontology annotation, biological process: double-strand break repair via homologous recombination. The record is from RefSeq and is a predicted model, not a curated record. Gene Ontology annotation, molecular function: DNA binding.
UUGUUGAGCGCGAAUUUCAAGCUGUUCUGUCGUACCUCGUCCUUCUCUCCUUAAAUCGCGGUGCCUGCGAUUUUCCUCGCCGGGGACUCGUCGGACGUCAAAGAACCGGAGAUAAUGGCGUCUUCUUCAUUUCGGUCCACAUGUAAUACUCUGGUAAAAAGGGUCGCCCUUUUUCAGCGGGGCUUCUCCGCAAAACCCUCUUCUUCCUCGUUUUACUCCGCCGGUAGCGGCAGCAGCGCUCGGAGGGAAAAGGACGAUGCCGCGGACGGUGAAGAGGAUUCCGUUCCGACCGCCGGAAUCAGCCGCCCGCUUUCCGAAAUACUGAAGGAUCUCAACAAGAAAGUGCCCGACUCCCUCAUCAGAGUUCGUACUGAAGCUGACGGUUUCCCCAUCAAAUACAUCCCCUGGCAUAUCGUGAAUAGGAUCAUGAACUUACAUGCUCCGGAAUGGUCUGGCGAGGUCAGAAGCAUCACAUACUCCGCUGAUGGAAAGUCGGUAUCAGUUGUCUACAGAGUGACGCUUUAUGGAACUGAUGCUGAGAUAUACCGGGAAUCAACGGGCACUGUUUCAGUAGACGAGCCGGGCUUUGGUGAUGCUGUGCAGAAGGCAGAGGCAAUGGCUUUCCGUCGUGCUUGUGCUCGCCUCGGGCUAGGUCUUCACCUCUAUCACGAAGAAAUGUCGUAGCUGGACGGGCAUCGGGGCGUGUGCCUUCCCAAGCAACAAUCCUUGUGUAAAAGUGCAUAAAUCAAGAUUCUUGGUCUUGUAACUGCAUUGCUAACCCUAAUUUCUUGUUUUACCUUGUUAUUA